Molecule: messenger RNA, 1613 nt
Organism: Myripristis murdjan (pinecone soldierfish)
Lineage: Eukaryota; Metazoa; Chordata; Actinopteri; Holocentriformes; Holocentridae
Product: cold-inducible RNA-binding protein B-like
Exons: 7
Coding region: 177-770 (197 amino acids)
Molecular function (GO): RNA binding
Source: RefSeq, a predicted model, not a curated record
CGAGCUCAUUUAAAUACUCUCCUCCUGCUCUGAAAAGCCUCGCGCGGUCCCUUCCACUCCCCCACUCUCCUGCCGCUCGCACGCAGAGACUCAGCCGCGCUCACGCCGCAAGACCAAGGCAUAGUUUUUAGGUUUGUUCCGGUGGGUAAUUGGCGUGCCGUGUUACCGCAUCAAAGAUGUCCGACGAGGGUAAACUUUUCAUCGGGGGGCUGAGCUUCGACACGACCGAGGAGUCUCUGGCCGCAGCCUUCUCCAAGUAUGGAAACAUUGCAAAAGUGGAUGUUAUCAAAGACAAAGAGACCGGAAGGUCCCGCGGUUUCGGCUUUGUUAAGUACGAGAAUGUCGAAGAUGCCCGGGAUGCAAAAGACGGAAUGAAUGGCAAGACACUGGAUGGCAGACUCAUCCGUGUGGACGAAGCAGGAAAGGGUGGUGGUCGCUCCGGAGGCGGUGGCUUUAGAGGAGGCUCAAGAGGAGGCGGGUUCGGAAGCUACAGAGGGAGAGGUGGACGAUCUUACUCACGAGGAGGUGGAGGAUAUAACAGCGACAGGGGCUAUGGCAACGACAGAGGCUAUGGCAACGACAGGAGCUACGGCAACGACAGGGGCUAUGGCAGUGAGAGGAGUUAUGGCAGCAGCGACAGGGGGUACGGCGGAUACAGAAGUGGUGGUGGCGGAGGUGGUUACAGAGAUAGGAAUCAGGUUGGAAACUAUAGUGACCGCAGUGGAGGGAAUUACAGAGACGGAUAUGACGCCUAUACUACACACGACUAAAAAUCUCCCUGAUUCAAGAUCAUCACUUGGCUGGCUGAUUAAAAAGAUGCUGUCCUCAAGAAAAAAGUCCACGUGUUACUGUUGACCUUUAUUUUUGUAGUUGUAUUCUGUUGUAGUAGCUGAAGCAUCUUAACAUUUGGCCGUUCACUGACAAAACUGUUAAACAAAAGCAACAGUUCAAGAUGCUUUCCUUGGUUGAAGGGGCAUCUUAAUCACUCUGAAGGCAUCUAGUCUUAUCCAUAAUGAAGUGAAAGAAUUGAUUGAACUUGUGGAUCAAACAACUAUCCACGUUUUUAUUUGGUUUGUUUCAAGCUUACCUCUGUUCUUACCAGCACUAGUUUCCCUGAUUUUGAUGCAUUGAUUUAUUUUGUUUAGUGUACUAUAUCCUUCAGUUUAUUGAAUCACUGAGCUACCUCCUGCCAGAGCGAGAAUAAGUGAUCGAUUUAGAACCUUUUAAACAGGCUUUUUGGGAUUUUAUAUUGCAUUCCUUUUUAGUGUUAAACACUUAGUGAGUUGAGGGUCCUGUAUGUUCAAAUUCCCAAAAGAGUGAAUUCCUUUCAGACUGAACUACACACCUGAAGUGGCCGGCUGUUCAUGAAGUUGCAAAUUGCAGCAUGCUACAGUCUGUCCAAGGUAUAUUUUUGCUCUGCUCAACGUCUGCAUUUUUAAACGUGCUGUAAAAUGGACUGCUCUUGUAAGUGAUCGUCAAAUAAUGUAACUCGUCUCCCCAAAGUAACAUUCAACUGGGAACAUUUUUUGUACUUUGUUCUUUGUAUGAUCAGUAUUUUUUUUUUCUUGUCAAUUUGGCUUUAUGGAGCCUAUUAAACGAUUUGUGGAAAAUAA